AGUCCAUCCCUCCCUCCAGAGCUCAUGGAUCUCAUCAUCGCACAUAUAUGGCCGGACAAGUCCACACUCUCUGUAUGCGCUCUCGUCUGUCGAUCAUGGGUCGUGUCAGCUAGACACCAGCUUCUACUGGAGCUAUGCGUUGCCGUUGACACGCCGACGUACCGUUCGCUGCGCGAGCAAGUCGUACGAUACCAUUCCGACACCAUGGCGCCUUUCCGACGCUCUACUCGCCAUCUCGCGUUCUCCCAGCGAUCUGGCGGUCACCAGGUU
This is a messenger RNA of Epithele typhae, 270 nucleotides long. RefSeq lists its product as uncharacterized. The record is from RefSeq and is a predicted model, not a curated record. The annotation marks the transcript as partial. The transcript has a single exon. Lineage: Eukaryota; Fungi; Basidiomycota; Agaricomycetes; Polyporales; Epitheliaceae. Gene Ontology annotation, molecular function: protein binding.